AUGUUCCCUCCUGGCGAGAAACCGAACAUUGGCCAUCCGACGCGGAUGGUCCCUCGAGAUACCGCUAGAUCCACUAUUACCCCCCUCGACAACAACCCCUACGACAAGAUGACUGGCUCUUCACCUCCCUCACGAGCGGGAGUUCCCAUCCCCAACCGCAAGCGUUCUGGCUCGCAGAACAACGGAUCAGAGAAGUCCUCCAUUCGUGAGUCGCCGCCUCGUCCUCAGGCGUUCGGGCGGGCAGCUGGAAAGGUCCCCGAGCUUGACCCCUCGUCUAUCACGCUCCCGUACCCCAUGGGUUCUUCCCCUCCCCGUUCUCCCCCAUCUCAGAGGCUGUCCCGCCGCCCCUCCGUGACCUCAACGACGAUCGUUGGAGAUGGCUCCGUUUUCUCCGCUAUUCCAACGCAAGAUGCGGAGUCGCACUCUCUCACUAGGCGUCCCCAUGUUCGGAAGCCCUCUGCCGACCAGAUUGGACUUGGUCUCAGUCCGUCGCAGUCUCGCGCAACUCCGAGUCAGGACGGUAAGGCGCACGAUGGGCACGCCAGAGACAGAAACCAGAGAGUCCCCGGUGGAUCGUGGUCUGCGCAGGACGUCCCGGAAAUGGACGCGCAGCCGGCGGAUCCGAUUCCUCGUCAACGCAGUGGGCCCACUGGAGGUCCUUCCUAUCUGACGGCGAGCAGGCCAAUUGCGAAGGUUGACACCCGCGUCCCUCGUGCCUUCCUCUCCCCGUUGGCACAGACACCCAUCCAGUUCUCUGAUAGCGGCGGCGAGUGGGACGAUGACACUUCCUCGCGUCUUUCCCGCUGUGUCUCGUCGCUGGCUCCCUCCAGGCGCGGAAGUAUUGCCCCGGACGUGGACAAGGUGGAGAACAACAUUUUCCCCGUGUUCAAGAACUACUACGAACUCCACGGGGUCGUCUGUCGUCGUGACCUUUCCCGCCUGUCGAGGCAAGCGAAAGUGUACUUGGAGCAACUCGUUGAGGCUGAACAGAUCGUUGCUGGGUCUGCCGGGUCGAUAUGCUACGCAGCAUCGUACAACACAGCAGCGAAGGCACUCGGCUUUUCGCGCCAGCUCAUGUCGAGCUACUUCGACACCAUCGAGGUCCGCGCGAAGGAGAAGAACUGUGACGAGGUGCUCGCGACGGGGUACCAGCUCAUGGAGAUGACCAUGUCCAACUUCCGUAACGUCUUGCAGACCGUCGAGCUGGAGAAGGAGAUGUCGAACCCCGCCGCAGAAGACUCUGAAACGAUAAUCUCCACUGCGGCGACCAUUGGUCACGACGUCCCGAAGGCUCCGGCUGAAAAGAAGGCGUCGGUCGAGAAGAAACCUGGCCUCUUUGACCGGAUCCGCAAGGUCUCUUUGGGGUGCAUUGCGGCGCUCGACAUCUCUUUUCCUCCCACUCCCGUUGCGAAAGCUUCACGCGGACCAUACCAGGGCUCGAAUGUCACGCUGGAAACCCGAACUGUGCGCGAGUCCAGCAUCUACACUCCUUCGCUAGCCUCCGAAACGCUCGGCUGGGAUUAUAUGUUCCUGUCGCCCGUGACCGACGGAUCGCCCCAGUCGCUGAACGUCAGAGCCUCUCUGGCCCUCUUCCCCGAUGCCGACUCCAAGCGACCCGACCUGCCAACCGUGAAAGAGGAGGAGUUGGACGUCGUUCGUGGGGAGGACGGUUCCGUCACCCGGGCUACUGUGCGUGGGCUGAUCCGCAUCUUCACUGAGCCGACGGAGAUGGUGAAGAACGACAUGGCCGACCUGAUCGACGCGUUCUUCUUGUUCUCACCGACCUUCACGACCGCCCAGGCCCUCUUUGAGUUGAUCAUGGAGCAAGAAGGCCAGAGACCUCCUCGUGGCCUCAACGAGCAGCUGUCGACUGCUUGGAAAGUGCGCCACGACGGCACGCGGAUCUAUGUCGCCCACUUGAUCUGCCUGUGGCUCGAGUCUCACUGGGACAAGGGGCUCGACAAGCAGACCGAGGCCGACCUGCUGGCUCGAAUCGGAGUGCUGAGCAGUCGCUUUGCCGCCGACCAAGGUAUUCCUGUGGAGAUCGCCCACCAGCUCAUCGACUCCAUCCGCAACCGGGGUAGCUGGGCCGACAAGGAGAAGGCGCGUACGGAGGCCAACAUCGCCGAAGACAUGUACUCCGAGGCGCUCUUCCGCGGGAACCUCGACCAGAUCGUCUCCGCGCUGACGCGUCCUGAGGACUGGAACGCGCUCGACAUCACCUACUUCCACGAUGACGGCGGACCCGAGAUGAUCGCGCGCCAGCUGACCGCCAUGGAGGCGGAGCUGUUCCACAGCUUCCAGCCGCGGGAGCUGAUCGAGUUCGAGGACCGCGAUUUGCAACGCAAGCUCGAGAAUUGGCGCCAGUUCUCGGAGGCGCUGACCCUCUGGGUGACCAAGAGCGUCGUGCAACACAGCGAUGUGACGCUACGCGCGAAGGCUGUGACGGUGUUUGUCACUGUGGCGGCGGUCUGCAAGUCCAUGCGGAACUACAGUUCCGCUCUUUCGAUUUAUCUCGGGUUGACCACCGUCCCCGUUAAGCGGCUCAUCCUGACGAACGACACUGUCCUGCGAUAUUUCAAGGACAUUCGCGACGAACUAGGCCAAUUCUUCACUGGGCGCUCAAACUUCGUCGAAUACCGCGCAGAAUUGCCGGUUAAUUUGCCGACCGUACCACUUGAGGUGACCAUACUGAGAGACAUCAAGACGAGCCGCGAGAUCCUCCUCCAUGACGGCAAGUUCACGGCGCAGCAUACGGCAGCACCCACCGAGCAGAUGAUCGCGCUCAAGUACUAUCGCAACAUGCGACGGACCAUCCGUGACCUCGAGAAGUGCCGCGGCGAGUACACGACCCUCAAUAAAGUCGACGUGGUCUACGAUUGGAUCAAGCACAACACUGAUCAGUUGAAGGGCAAAGUCUGGGAAGAAUGCAUAAGUGAUUACAAGCAGAUGAGUUUGAAGGCCGAACCGUAUUUAGACUAA
Messenger RNA from Fomitopsis serialis, 2982 nucleotides. Its product is annotated as ras guanine nucleotide exchange factor domain-containing protein. Gene Ontology annotation, cellular component: plasma membrane. The coding region runs from base 1 to 2982 and encodes 993 amino acids. The transcript has 5 exons. Gene Ontology annotation, molecular function: guanyl-nucleotide exchange factor activity. Gene Ontology annotation, biological process: Ras protein signal transduction; positive regulation of GTPase activity. Lineage: Eukaryota; Fungi; Basidiomycota; Agaricomycetes; Polyporales; Fomitopsidaceae. The record is from RefSeq and is a predicted model, not a curated record.